AUGUCCACGGACAGCAAGCGGCCGGUCAGACCGGCGUACUACUGGCGCAGCCGGCUCCACUUCUACGCCUCGGCCUACCUCUGCACGGCGGGGCUGACAAACCUCAACUGGUUCCCGUACGCCAUCUACAGGCGUGGCCGAGGCUCGUUCCUGGUGAUGUACGCGGCCGUGAUGAGCGUGCUGGUGGUCCCCAUGCUGCACAUGGAGGCCAUCCUCGGUCAGUUCGCGCACGCGGGAAACCGAGGAGUGCUCGAGUGCUCGCCCGCAUUCGCUGGUCUGAGCUACACGAUGGCCUACUUCUACGUGGCGAGUGCGGUGAGCGGCGCACUGACCAUGUCGCACGCGGUGCUCUACCUGCUGGGAAGCAGCCAGAACCCGCUGCCCUGGUCCACCUGCCGAGGGAUGAACGCCACCACCUGCUACGUCCUCGAAGCCGGAGGGCCCCGACCGUGCCGGCAAGUGCACCGUGCCCUGGCGCUGCGAUUCGAGGCAGCCGCGGAACGCGACCGGCUGCCGGGCAUCCCCGUGGUGCUCGGCGACCGCGUGGUGCUGGUGCCGCGGCACCAGUUCGCGCGCAACUGCACCCCCUCCACCGUCAGCGCGGUCGAGCACUACCACCGGGACUUCGUGCUCCGUGUGGGCGGCCACCUGCACGGACUGCACCUGAACCCCGACGUGGCGCUGGCAUGCGCGGCCACCUGGGCAAUCGCCUGCGCCGCUUCCUGCUUGCGCGUCGGACUCCUUAGUGCGCUGAUGUACGCGCUGGUCGUCGUUCGCGUGUUCCUCGUGUGGUUCGUGUGCGCCAAGGUGGUCGGCGAGGGCUUCAAAGGUAGCCUCUGGAAGCAGCUGUCAAGCUUCGACCCCGCCCAGCUGCUAGACUUACAGUCCUGGAAGGUGGCCACGGAGCAGAGUCUGUACAGCGUGGGCUGCUCCCGGUCCUUCUUGCGUCUCGCCAGCUGGAACAAGUUCUUCAGCGACGUGCGCUAUGUGGCGCCCAUCCUUGCGUGGACAAACUUCGUGACAACGCUCAUGUCGACCGCCAUGGUCUUCCUCCUCCUCUUCCUCGUCUCGGAGAGAACGGACACCGAGUUGGACGCCUACUUCGAGCCCAAGGAGGCCCACUUCGUGUCCGUGGUCCAGGCGCUUCUGCUCCUGGAGCCCGAGCGGUCGUUCUCUGUCCUCUAUUUCAGCCUCAUGUUCCUCACGGGAAUCUUCGACCUGGUGAUCAUGCAGGAGGUGGUGAUGGAGGUGCUGGUGGUCGACUUCCCGGCGUUCGCCGAGCGGACCGUGUUGGCCAGGGGGGCGCUGUGCCUGCUCGUCUACGCACUCAGCCUGCCGCUCUGCUCCGGGGUGGGUGUGCGCACGUGCGCGCGUAGGGGUGGGGCAGCUGUCGUGGCGCCCUUGCGAGAACCCUCGUAUGUUCUGGGCUGCCGCUGUGCGUUACAAAGCCCUACGGGUGAUCGAAAGUGA
Molecule: messenger RNA, 1470 nt
Organism: Dermacentor andersoni
Lineage: Eukaryota; Metazoa; Arthropoda; Arachnida; Ixodida; Ixodidae
Product: sodium-dependent proline transporter-like
Biological process (GO): sodium ion transmembrane transport; nitrogen compound transport; amino acid import across plasma membrane
Cellular component (GO): plasma membrane
Molecular function (GO): amino acid:sodium symporter activity; glycine transmembrane transporter activity
Source: RefSeq, a predicted model, not a curated record